Messenger RNA from Lingula anatina, 2982 nucleotides. Its product is annotated as mitochondrial intermediate peptidase. Gene Ontology annotation, molecular function: metalloendopeptidase activity. Gene Ontology annotation, cellular component: mitochondrion. The record is from RefSeq and is a predicted model, not a curated record. Gene Ontology annotation, biological process: peptide metabolic process. Lineage: Eukaryota; Metazoa; Brachiopoda; Lingulata; Lingulida; Lingulidae.
CUCUUCCUUGUCAGGAGGAACGAAAACAUUACUUAUCAAACAAUCAUGCAGAAAUAAACACUCGCGAGUGAGUUGCAGGAAGCAAGGAAGUCACUAAAAGGAGAAAUUGAAAAAGAACAAGAACAACAGGAGAGUGUUCAAAUAAUUUUUUAAAUGUCACAAAAAAUGACUUCAAAAUUGUGGAAUGGAUCAUUAGGCAGGUUAAAACUCCAACGUAAAAGGCAGAGUGUUCAAGUACUCUCUACGUGGUCUUCCUUACACCACCGUUGCCUCUCUGUUUCCACGCCUAGACAGCAGGGCCAUCUUUACAGAUACAGAGACAGUAAAGUGAAGCCUGUUUUCAGCCAUGCAGGAGAGUUUCGGACCACUUCUUAUCGUUUACAAACAAGAAAUGUCACAACAUGGUCCCCACUUGCUUCUGUCUUCAACAGCCAGCCUGUAGAGAAAUUUAGGUUUGACUUUACUAAUCAGGGAUUGUUCUGCAUCCCAGGCCUCACUGAGCCUAAAAGCUUCCACAUACUAUAUGAAGACGCAGAAAACAUCACAGAUGAACUUGUGUCCGAGGCCGCCAGUGACAAGAGAAGCAGAAAAAUGGUGGAGGUCCUGGAUGACAUGUCCGACGUGCUGUGCAGAGUUGCUGAUAUGGCAGAAUUUGUCCGUGUUGCCCAUCCAGACAUGAACUAUUCCACUGCUGCAGAAGAAGCUUGUCUUGGUGUGAAUUAUCUGGUGGAAAAACUGAACACCAACGUCCCCCUGUACAAGGCUCUGAAGAAAGUCCACCUGGAGGGGGACACCAUGCCCACUGAUGACAUAGACAAGAGAGUGAUAGAGCUCUUCUUGGUGGACUUUGAAAAAAGUGGGAUAGAUCUGAAUGACACAACGAGAGAAAAAUUUGUGGAGUUAAACAAGAAGAUCAUUCACUUGAGUAACACUUUCACUCAACGGACAGAAGAGCCAAUUAGGGUUGCCAAAAACCACCUGCCAGAAAACCUGCAAUAUGUAUUUGGUAUUGAUGGAGACAAUGUUGCUGUCACAGGAAUGUUUCCAUACCACCAGUCGGAAAGAGUGCGAGAGGUUGCCUAUCGCCUGUACCUGUAUCGUUUGGAGCACCAGGAGGCGAUAUUGGAGAGGUUGCUGAGCACCAGACACGAGUUGGCUCAGCUGGUCGGCUUCCCCACCUUUGCUCAUCGCUCCUUGCAAGAUGCAAUUAUGGACAAACCAGAAGCUGUCAUGGGUUUUUUGGAGAGUUUAGCCAAAGCCUUGCAGCCUCGAGUAAAAGAAGAAUUAAACAUCAUCAAAGAAAUGAAAAAUCUUGAUAGUGCAGCUACUAAUAAGGAGGUCAUGCCGUGGGACCUUGCUUACUAUAUGUCCCAGGCUGUGGCAGAACAGAGUGACGGCUAUAACGAGAUAGAGGCCGCCUCCAACCUGUCCCUGGGUGCCUGUAUGGACGGCCUGGACCAGUUGUUUAGUAAAUUAUACGAUAUCAACUUGUGUCAUGUGGAACCUAUAGAGGCUGCCUCCUACCUGUCCCUGGGUGCCUGUAUGGACGGCCUGGACCAGUUGUUUAGUAAAUUAUACGAUAUCAACUUGUGUCAUGUGGAACCUGCCCGAGGGGAACUUUGGGCUAGUGAUGUACAUAAACUGGCAGUAACACAUAAAACAGAGGGAGUUCUGGGUUAUAUAUACUGUGACUUCUUUUUGAGAUAUAGGAAAAACAACCAGCCGUGUCAUUUCACAAUCCAGGGAGGACGACAGCUACCAGAUGGUGAAUAUCAGCUGCCCAAGGUAGCCCUGUACAUGAACCUGGUCCCCCCAGGAAGCACUGUGCCCUGUUUACUGACACACUCACAGCUGGAGAACCUGUGGCACGAGAUGGGGCACGCUAUGCACUCCAUGUUAGGCAGGACAAGGUACCAGCACGUGACAGGUACGAGGUGCAGCACAGACUUUGCUGAGGUCCCUUCAAUCUUGAUGGAGUAUUUUGCACUUGAUCCAAGGGUGAUUUCCAGUUUUGCCCGCCAUUACAAGACAGGAGAGGAAAUGCCAAGUCAGAUGGUGCAGGGCAUACACAAUUCAAAGAAAACUUUUCCUGCUUUGACCCUCCAGCAGUCAGUAUUCCACAGUAUGUUGGACCAAGUCUACCAUGGAAAACAUCCUCUGGGUAAAAGUACGACAGACAUUUUAGCUGAAGUACAGAAUGAGUAUCUGGGGUUGCCCUAUGUGCCAGGCACUGCAUGGCAGCUGAGGUUUUCCCAUAUUGCUGGUUAUGGUGCUCGCUAUUACUCCUAUCUCCUCUCCAAGGCUCUGGCUGCCAAGAUCUGGCAGAGGUGCUUCAGGGAUGACCCCUUUAACAGAACAAUGGGCGAACAAUAUCGCCAGAAAGUGCUGGCUCACGGAGGACAGAAACCGCCAUUAGAGCUUUUACAAGAUCUCCUGGGUGAAGAGUUGACACCGCAGACAUUUGUUGACACACUAAUCGAGGAUCUUGACAGUUAGCACAGCACCCCAAAAUGAUUUAUAUUCAAAAUACUGGCACUUUUAAUGCCAGGUUUUGCCCCCUUAUUGCCUGGUUAAUAAAAUAAACUGUUUCUUCAAAUUCAUUGGUUUUCCCUCAUUCCCUCAUGUUUUUUUUAAAUUCUGGUGUCAUUUUAACUGAAAAGUAAAUAUAUUUGUAACAUAUCCUAAGUUUAAAAGUUUCACAGAAAAGUUAUGUGUAUAUAUUGACAUGAUUGAUAGAGAACAGACAAUAAUUCUCAGUUUUCCAUGUAUUAUUAUGAAAAGAAUAGCAGUAGAAGAACACUAUGUUGAACCAAGAUACCUUAAUUUUAUACAUAAUAUCUUGUAUAGAUAAAGCCAUCACCUAGGUUAUUCACCAGUGACAAGAACUUAGAUUUCUGUUUAAUUUACGUAGUCCAUGCAGAUUAUAACAUUUGAGUGUCAAAUUUUAUCUUCAUCUGCAUCAACAUGUUUUUUUGAAAUAAA